This is a messenger RNA of Lycium barbarum (goji berry), 3368 nucleotides long. RefSeq names its product probable LRR receptor-like serine/threonine-protein kinase At2g16250. Bases 305 to 2956 code for a protein of 883 amino acids. Lineage: Eukaryota; Viridiplantae; Streptophyta; Magnoliopsida; Solanales; Solanaceae. Gene Ontology annotation, biological process: protein phosphorylation. The transcript has 4 exons. The record is from RefSeq and is a predicted model, not a curated record. Gene Ontology annotation, molecular function: ATP binding; protein kinase activity; protein binding.
UUGGCUACUCUUUUAAUCUUUUCCUUCUCACCCGUCAACUGAACAAACUGAAAAAAAAGAGAAAGAACGUGAUAGAGACAAACAAAGUGGGUUGAACGUAACCCAAAUAUAUAUAGAAAUAGUACUACAAGUAGUACAAUAGCAGUACUAUACUUUUCAAGAACCAAAAAUCAAACCCAAAAAACGGUUAGGUGUUUAUUCUAUGUAUAUUUGUAUGCUCAAUUACAUAUAUAAGUCUCUAUGAAUGUGAAGUAGUAGAAAAAGAUGAUAAUUUUCAAGUUUCAAUGAAAGCUCAACAAGAAUAAUGAUGUACCAACUGGGCAAAGUAUGUUACAUUUUUUUCAUGCUUUUAUUGUUGUUUGAUUCUGCAUUUGAGUUGAGUUGGGGAGAUGAGAGAUUGGCUUUACUUCAACUAAGAUCUUCUUUAGGAUUAAGAGCCAAAGAAUGGCCUAUAAAGGGCAACCAUUGUUCAAAUUGGAAAGGUAUUACUUGCAAGAAUGGUAGAAUUACUGAAAUAAACAUCUCUGGUUUUAAACGUACCCGAAAUGGGAAUCAAAAUCCUCAAUUCUUGAUUGAUGCUCUUCAAAAUUUGACUCUUUUGGAGUCAUUUAAUGCAUCAAAUUUUGCACUUCCAGGUUCUAUACCUGAUUGGUUUGGUAUUAGACUUGUAUUUUUACAGGUUCUUGAUCUUAGGUUCUGUUCAAUUACUGGUGUUAUUCCAUCCACUCUUGGUAAUUUGAGUAGUUUAAUUGUUUUAUACUUGUCAAAUAAUGGUCUUAGUGGAAUGGUGCCUUCAAGUUUGAGUCAACUUUCAAGUCUUUCAGUUUUUGAUCUUUCAUAUAAUUCACUUGUUGGGUCAAUUCCUGCAUCAUUUGGGUCACUUGGGAACCUUACUUUGCUUGAUAUGUCGUCGAAUAAUUUGUCCGGGGCGAUUCCUCCUGUCAUUGGGACUUUAUCUAAGUUGAAAUUCUUGAAUCUUUCUAAUAACAGUUUAUCUUCUUUGAUACCUGCCCAACUCGGUGACCUUUCGAGUCUGGUUGACCUUGAUCUCAGCUUAAAUAGUCUAGCUGGAGUAGUGCCUAAUGAUUUAAGAGGAUUAAGGAACUUACGACGAAUGAAAAUCGGGAAGAAUUCUCUAUCUGGUUUAUUGCCUGGUCACCUGUUCGUUCCUCUAAGCCAGCUGCAGUUCUUGGAAAUAGACCAUAAUAAUUUUACUGGCAGUCUUCCUGAUGUAUUCUGGUCAAUGCCCGGGUUGCAAUUUCUUGAUGCCUCUGCGAAUAACUUUACUGGUACUCUGUCUACUCUUGGCUCAAAUGUAAAGUUCCCGAGUGCAGUGGUUAACCUUUCUCAGAAUAUGUUUUAUGGGAAUCUGCCGCCUGUAGUUAGGAGAUUCAGUUUUCUUGAUCUAUCAGAUAAUUAUUUCCAAGGCAAAGUUCCUGAGUACUGGCAAAGGAACGUGCCCCUUAAUAGAAAUUGCCUACAAAGAUUGGGAAGUCAAAGGAAUACAAGUGAAUGUGCAUCUUUCUAUAAUGAGCGGAGCUUGAUAUUUGAUAAUUUUGGAGUGCCAAAUGCCAUUGAGCCUCCGUUUCCUAAAUCUGACACGAAGAGUCACAAAAAUGUAAUCACAUUAGCUGCUGUUCUAGGAGGUAUCGGAUUUAUUGCUAUAGUGAUAAUCUUUAUAAUGAUGCUGAUUUUUUGUUGCUGCAAGAGGGGUGUGACAAAUCAAAAGGUCACUGGUGUGGAGCCUGUUCCUGCUAGUGCAAGUCCUCCUGGAGCAUCAUUGAAUUUUUCAAAUUUAGGAGAAGCAUUUAACUACCAGCAGAUCCUUAAAACAACCGGUGAAUUCAGUGAUGCAAAUCUUAUUAAACAUGGACAUUCAGGUGAUCUUUUCCGUGGUAUCCUGGAAGGUGGGAUUCAUGUAGUUGUUAAAAGAAUUGUUAAAAAGGAAGCAUACUUGUCAGAAUUGGACUUGUUCAGCAAAGUUUCUCAUUCUAGAGUAGUCCCUCUUUUAGGACACUGUUUGGAAAAUGAAAAUGAAAAGUUUCUGGUAUACAAAUAUAUGCCAAAUGGAGAUCUCUCUAGUUCUUUGUUCAGAAAAAACAAUUCAGAUGAUCAUAGUUUGCAGUCACUUGAUUGGAUAACGAGACUGAAAAUUGCUAUUGGAGCUGCCGAGGGUUUGUCUUAUCUGCAUCAUGAAUGUUAUCCGCCUCUUGUGCACAGAGAUAUCCAAGCAAGCAGCAUACUUCUUGAUGAUAAAUUUGAAGUCCGGUUAGGGAGUUUGAAUGAGGUGUAUGCACAAGGAGGAGACACCUAUCACAACAGGAUUUCCAGGUUGCUGCGGCUGCCACAAACAUCGGAACAAGGCGCAUCAGGUAGCCCUAAUGCCACUUGUGCAUACGACGUUUAUUGUUUCGGCAAGGUUUUGCUUGAGCUAGUAACCGGAAAGUUGGGUAUCAGUGCAUCUAGUGAUGAUACCAUGAAGGAGUGGUUGGAGAAAACACUGUCUUGCAUUAGUAUAUAUGACAAGGAACUUGUAACAAACAUAGUAGAUCCUUCCCUAAUCAUAGAUGAAGAUUUAUUAGAGGAAGUAUGGGCCAUGGCUAUUGUUGCCAAAUCUUGUCUCAAUCCCAAACCUUUGAGGAGACCAUUAAUGAGAUAUAUCCUUAAAGCUUUGGAAAACCCGUUGAAGGUAGUUAGGGAAGAAUACACUAGCUCCGAACGACUUAGAGCAACUUCAUCCAAAGGGUCGUGGAAUGCUACUCUAUUUGGGAGCUGGCUUCACAGCUCUUCAGAUGCAGCAGCGGCUGAUAAGGUGGAACGUGCAAGUAGUUUUAAACGGUCAGCAACUACAGGGUCUCGUGAAAGUGGUCAUUCUUUCUCAGCUAGACAACACUCAAAGGAGAUUUUUCCCGAGCCAUUGGAUGUGCAAGAUGUGACGAGAACGCGUGAUGAAUAGAAGGUUAUUGUUCUUGAUUCUGUUUCAAUAAUGCAGCUAGCAAUUCAUUUGGGUGCCUAACCUGUUGGUACUCUGUACAUUCUACUCCGAUUCAAAGGAAACUAAUGAAGACAGCAUCAAUUGUUUAUGGCUUUGGCUUUGAAGGUUUUUCCGGUACAGUUUGAUAUACAGCAGGAUUUAGCAGAGUGUUGGUUCUUUUUUUUCUCAAUUGUGUUUUGAUAGUUUGUGUUUGGGUUCAUUCUUUUCUGUAAUUGGUCUUCUCUUUUGCAAGUCCCUCCAUGAAAUGUAAAUUAUAAAGAAUCUGCAGUAUUCAUGAUGGAGGAGACACAGGAAAGAUAGAUUUUGUUGCUUUUUUCAUCUGUGAGAGAAAAAGCCAUAAAUAGAGAAAAAGCCAUAAAUAGUCUCUUAUCUA